Messenger RNA from Lachancea meyersii CBS 8951, 807 nucleotides. NCBI's taxonomy places the organism in Eukaryota, Fungi, Ascomycota, Saccharomycetes, Saccharomycetales, Saccharomycetaceae. The record is from the annotation of a GenBank genome assembly.
AUGACCAACACCGAAACUGGAAUGCUGGACGUUGGCACCCACUGCAGCUUCUGUCGACAGCUGGAUUUCCUUCCUUUCCACUGCAAGUACUGCAACGGUGACUUUUGCGGGGCCCACAGAACGCCUCAGAAGCACCGAUGCGAGGUGUGGGCCGAGCAGGAGAAGACGAAACAGCAGCAGCAGGAAGAGCGUCUCAUUAGUACCGCCGCGCCUGAAAGCACGAGCAAGACCUCGUCUUCGCCGUCGUUCCACUCGCUUUUGCCGGAAAAGGCCCACAUUCGCGUCCAACGCGGAGCACCCUCAUCCACGAGUGUUGGCCGCAGCGUUCGUGAAAGACUCGAGUCAGCAGGACAGGGCAGUGCCGUGGCGAAGCUGAAAUCGUUUUUCCAGCGACGCUCGCAGUCUUCUGGCUCUGCCACGGCCAAGAAACCUCCCGGCCCCGCUGCCCGACUCGUGGAACUUGCGAAGCAAAAAAAAUGCGCCAACGGCGACCCCGCCAUUCCCCAGGCCAACCGAGUCUACGUCUACUGUCACACAAUCGACACCGACACCAACAUCGAACAGGUCCGCCACGAGCUUUUCCUGAACAAGAUUUGGCCUGUGGGGCGCGCACUGGACUCCAUAGCGUCCCAACUGGGCGUCCACAACCGAAACUCCCAGGCUGCCUCUGCAACCAACGACAAGCUUUUCCUCUAUCGAGAAGAAAAAACUGGGGAUCCUCGCCUUCUAGAUCCUUCCAACAGGGUGCGAAACUGCAUCUUUGAUCUGGACACUUUACUGCUGGUGCGUGGACAGCAUGUCCCAUGA